AUGGCAGAUGAAGCAAACACUUCCCAAAAAAAAUUCUAUUCUGAGACUAUUAUUAAUGACAAUGGUUUUGCUGCUUAUAGAAGACGCAAUGACGGUAAAUCUAUUAAGAAACAAGGAGUACACCUCGACAAUAAAUUCACUGUUCCAUAUAAUAAGGGGUUGUUGUUGAAAUACCAAGCACACAUCAAUGUAGAGUGGUGCAAUUGUUCAAGAUCGAUUAAAUAUCUAUUUAAAUACAUUAACAAAGGACCGGAUAGGACAAGAGCACUUCUACAAGAAAACAUACAAAGUAUAGACAAUUCACCAUCUGAGAAUUCAGAAAUUGUUGAUGAGAUCAAGAUGUAUCUUGAUUGCAGGUACAUAUAUGCUUAUGAAUCAUGUUGGAGGAUUUUUGAGUAUGAUAUUCAUUCCAAAUACCCUACUGUCCUCAAUUUGACUAUACACCUACCUGCAAUGAACAAUAUUAUCUUCAGAGGAGAUGUUGAGAUAGACACGGUGUUGAGACAACCAGGAAUAGAAAAAACAAUGUUGACGGAGUGGUUAUUUACAAAUACAAUUGCUCCUGAUACACGUCAAUUAACAUAUGUUGAAUUCCCAUCUUCUUGGAGGUGGGAUGCAUCGAAAAAAAUAUGGUUUCGCAGAGCAAGGGGUCAUUGUAUUGGUAGAAUAUCAUAUGUUCACCCCUCUGUAGGAGAGUUUUACUAUCUAAGGAUGUUACUUACAUAUGUCAAAGGCCCCACAAGCUUUGCUGAAAUAUGGACAGUAAAUGCCAUUGUUUACCCAACAUUUAAGGAGGCAUGUAAUGCAAUGGGUUUAACAGGAAACGAUCAAGAGUGGCACGAUGCUCUUAACGAAGCUUCAAAUUGGGCUACAUCCCAUGAAUUGAGAACUUUAUUUGUGACUUUACAUCUAUUUUGUGAAGAUCACAUAUUAAAGAUCAAGUACUACUUGAGUUGGAAACACUACUAUCCAAAAAUGCUUAGAGAAGAAGCUGAUAAUAUGUUUAGUAAGUUAAAUGUAGAGCAAAGAACAAUAUAUGAUGUAGUUUUGGCUGUUGUAUAUAGGGAUUGUGGAGGUGUUGCCUCUUUAUUAUUACCAGGAGGAAAGACUGCUCAUUCACCAAUAAAUAUCCUUGAUCAAUCAACCUGCCAUAUCAAGCAAGGAACACAACUUGCUGAACUUUUGAGAAAAACAAGCCUUAUAGUAUGGGAUGAGGCACUUAUGACUCACCACAAAUUCUGCCAGUCGUACCAAAAGGUUCUGAGAUUUGAUACAAUUAAUGCAUGCAUUACUAAAUCUUAUCUGUGGAAACACUACCAAGUAUUUGUAUUGACCCAAAAUAUGAGAUUGUCUACACAGGGACUAUCAACUCAUGAAAGAGAAGAGUUACGUUCAUUUUCAAAAUGGCUGCUAGAUAUUGGUGAGGGAAAGGAACAGGCUUUUAAAAUGAAUAAAGAAGAGGAAUACCCAAGCUGGAUAAAAAUACCUCAAAAUCUCCAAGUUCCUCCAAAACAAGGAGAAAUAGAAGACAUCACAUCUAAAGUUUAUGAUGAUUUGUCAUUGUUUUACCCUGAUCCUGCAUACUUAAAAGAGAGAGUUGUUAUCACAGGAACAAAUGAAGUUGUGGAUUUGAUCAACUCUUAUGUUCUUUCAUUGAUACCUACUAACUUAAAGAUAUAUCUCAGCUUUAAUUCCAUUGGUAAAGAAGGUAAUACCUUCGAUGACUCUAAUGUGUUGUAUCCUUCCGAUUUUUUAAAUUUGCUUAAGUUCAAUGGAAUUCCCAAUCAUGAGCUAGAACUGAAAAUCCAUUCACCUAUUAUGUUGUUACGCAAUAUCAAUCAAAGUAGUGGAUUAUGCAACGGCACAAGAUUAUUAGUCACUAGACUUGGAGAUCGAGUUAUUAAGGCCAAUAUUAUAACUGGUAGCCACAUUGGUGCUAGAGUAUACAUUCCAAGGAUAAUAAUGUCAACAACAGAAGCAAAAUGGCCAUUUGUCAUGAAAAGAAGACACUUUCUUGUACGAUUGUGCUACGCAAUGACGAUUAACAAGAGUCAAGGCCAAACCUUAAAGAAAUUGGAUCUCUACCUUCCUAGGCCACUUUUCUCACAUGGUCAACUAUAUGUCGCUUUAUCACAAGUUAUAAAGGUGUUCGAAUCCUCAUUCGUAAAAAUGACGAAGAAGAAAAAACUGUCAUCCAUGAAUCAGAAUUAUGGAGCAUAUGCCAUUAUCGCAACUCCAAGUUGGUCAACAAGGAUGCAAAAUUAUAUGUCGUUUGAUCAGAAUUUGGGAUUCGACAAACCCAACAAUGCAAAACGAGCUUAUCUUCGCCUCCAAUAUGAAGAAGAACACAGGAAUGUCUACAUCAUUCAUGACCACCAACUUCAUUUACCUUCCAAGGAAUACCAAGAAAUAGACAAAGUGACGAAAAACAUCAUUAUGCUCCAAAUAUCAAUCCUUACAAAUCCCAAAGGAGAAAAGAAACCAAAUUUCUACCUAUCAGAGAUUAAAGAAAUUUAUCAAACCGUCGAGACUCUGUAUCACAAGCUUCUGCAACAAUUUCAAGACAUCAUGCAACACCAAAACAUACAGCAAGAGGCAGAACAAGAAGCUAAUACAGACACAAUGACGUAG
Tripterygium wilfordii is the source of this 2631-nucleotide messenger RNA. RefSeq lists its product as uncharacterized. Gene Ontology annotation, molecular function: DNA helicase activity. The coding region runs from base 1 to 2631 and encodes 876 amino acids. NCBI's taxonomy places the organism in Eukaryota, Viridiplantae, Streptophyta, Magnoliopsida, Celastrales, Celastraceae. Gene Ontology annotation, biological process: DNA repair; telomere maintenance. The record is from RefSeq and is a predicted model, not a curated record. The transcript is spliced from 8 exons.